Molecule: messenger RNA, 2533 nt
Organism: Rhipicephalus sanguineus (brown dog tick)
Lineage: Eukaryota; Metazoa; Arthropoda; Arachnida; Ixodida; Ixodidae
Exons: 2
Coding region: 85-2169 (694 amino acids)
Source: RefSeq, a predicted model, not a curated record
GCAUAGGUCUUUGCUAGGACGUCUUUUCCAUGUGUAGCGGAAGGGACGUUGUUGAACAGCUACCUACGACCCUUCGCACAAGCCAUGAGCGACACAAUACGAAUCGGGGUUGAAGAGCUGGAUUGCGAUGAAAUCAACCGACUGUUUCCCGGAGUGGGCCUGAACGUUCCUUGCACCGCGAAACGUAGCGGUGACGAGAACGACCGCAGCGCUUCCACAUCCAUCUGUCACAUCCUCGACCAUCUCUCCCGUUGGAAUUACAUCCUAUGGCACGUCGGCCUGCAGCUGCGAGAACUCCGCGGUCCCGGAAAGCUGUCCCUGGUACGGGUCUUCUACAGAGGCCGAGGCGGCUCCAGGCAGCGAGCGCGAAGCCGCGACGCGCGGGUUCUCUUUCACGUCCUGCUGGUGCACCACAGAUGCGUCGAGAGCCUACACCUGAACGACGCCCUCAUCGAAGGCAGCGGACUUGGCGAGUACCGGGAGUUCGUCGUCUCGGCGCUUGGGAAAAACAUGAGCCUACGGACGCUGACCAUCGGCAGUCUGUUCGGCGACUACACGAGCAUUCGAGAAUGCCUGUUCGAAGCCAUCGCCACGAUGACUCACCUGCGAGAGCUGGUGGUCCACGGCAGCAGUGAGGUGACGCCCGUCCUGAUAGACGCCGUAUGUGCGCUCCUCGAGGAAACCACGUGUCUCGUCACUCUCUCGAUGCCCGGAAUCGUUUUGGACGAGGAAGGCGGGAAGCUCCUAACAGGCGAGCUGAUUCACAACGAUACCGUCGAGGAUCUGUCAGUGCACGUUAGCAUCCUGCAUUCCUACAUGCCGAACGGAACUUCCAUAUUUUCCCGCUUUCUGGCCGGUUGCAUGCAACUGACCUCGUUGAGCGUGCAAGGCGUGCACGUGGAUCCAGAGGAAACGUGCGCUGACAUCAAGCGAAUCAUCGGACCGCUUGUCCUUCGCGGCCAGCUCGAGCAGCUCCGCCUUACAGACUUCCUGCUGAACGCCGAGUGCGCUGCUCUGCUCACCGAAGUUGUGUCGCGGAGAGAAGGGCGCCUUCGCAGCCUUGACAUCAGCGGCUGUCGGUGGUGGAUACCCAAGUCGUUACCAGAACGCCGACGAUCCGGUGGAGCUACUCGUGGUGAACAGCCGGGUCGCCCAGUGGUCAAGGAGUCGAGGUGUCUUUGGCUUCAAGCGUUCGACUACGCUGCACGAGUGGAACUGUCGUUUAUGGCACUCAGCAUGGCGGGACUCAGACCGGACGACUUGCAGGCUUUAUUCAACGUCGCCAUCACCGUCGAAUCUCUCCCGAUCAUCUCGCUGAGAGACGUGUCACGGAACAAUCUGAAGCAGGUUUGCCGAGCCAUCCGGGAGACCGGAAUGAGCGGUCGGGUGCGCCUAGAAGACUCUUACCUCGUCGACACUUCGGCGUUAGCCGAGCUUCGGGAAUUUCCGGAAGCGCUGCGCAAUAUCGCCAUCAGCUCUGUCGACCAUCCGUGUCCGAGGGCUUUUGAAGAAACGGUCCACCUGGCGUGCUCCUGGAAGCAAGUGACUUCGCUCAAGCUCCUUUUGACGCAGGACGUCCUGUCUGACGUCCCCACGUUUCAAAAGCUGAGCAAGUGCUUGAGCACUGCUGUCUCGCUAAGGGAACUUGGGCUCCUUGGUUCCUACCGGCCGGAUCUCGACGUCACACUUAAAUCGGGAGACCCUCCUCACAGCGUUCUUCUGGACGUGAUAUCAGGUAACACGGCUAUUCGAGCGCUGCGAAUUAGUGGACUUCGUCUAGGUGACGAGAACUUAUCGUUCCUCGUAGACAGAAUUGUCAGUAGCGAUAACCUGUCUGAGGUAUCUUUUGUUUCCUGGGACAAGGCUGAAAACGACUGCUUUCUUCAUCUCCUGGCCGACGAAUUUCGCGAGAACAAGUGCGUCACCCAGUUCCGUCUCCGGGCAUUAACGGACGAUGCGGACGAGGAGUGGUUCGUCGUUGAAGACGUCAUCAGCCGCAACACGGGAUGCCUGACGUGCGCGGCACACUUUGUCGUGGGCAAAGACUACUCACCGCGCAGCGAGGCUGCAUACGUGACUUUUGGCCACGCUCCUGCCUUGAUGAACAAGGUGGAGGAACUAACGAAUGAGGGCCGGACAACGGGUACUACUCAAAACACUUCGAGAUAGCCUCGUAGCUUUAGUGAGAAUUUUCUAGAUGGAGUUGCCGGCCUUUUAGUUUGCUUUUAGUAUGACGGAGAGGGCAGCCGAUGUUCUCUGACACUGGAAAGUCUGCCGAAAAAUAAUACGGGCCACGCGAGCACGUGGAGAAAUGGCCAUGUAGUGGCGAGCUGUCUCCUGUCGAGAGUCCGACGAUUACGCUGCCAAAGCAGUGCCCGCAAUAUCAGAUGGCUCGCCACUAGAUAACGCAGACGCCAUUUUUCCCACGCGGUCGCACGGUCCGCAUUAUUUUGCGGCCAACUGUGCAUGUAUGGAUUUGCGCGCAGUUAUCUACCCAUUCAUUGACAAAAUUCUUGAGCUGUUCAUUGUUUCU